Saprolegnia parasitica CBS 223.65 is the source of this 663-nucleotide messenger RNA. RefSeq lists its product as hypothetical. The record is from RefSeq and is a predicted model, not a curated record. Lineage: Eukaryota; Oomycota; Saprolegniomycetes; Saprolegniales; Saprolegniaceae. The transcript has a single exon. Bases 1 to 663 code for a protein of 220 amino acids.
AUGCACGCUUCGUCUCUUCUCACCCUUGCGGCGCUCGCCGGCGCCGUCGCCGCCCAAGUCGAGUGCACCAACUACGUGGUGACGUCCAAGAGCUCGUACGACACGACGUGCGACGGGUCGCAGGGCACGCACGCAUGGCCCGUCGGCGUCGACGCGAGCUACUGCCACGGCUGGUCGGCUUCGGACGCGAGCGGCAACACGCAAAAGUACUCGGCCACGAACCUCCGCUGCAGCUCGGACAGCACCAUGUUCCUCUACACGCAGCACGACGGCACGACCGACUGCAGCUCGAUCGCCAACAACGUCAAGGAGCUCAACUUUACGCUGAGCUGCACGAAGGACGUCGCCAACUUGUACCAAACGGGUCUGGACUUUAGCUGCUGCAACCAGCGCUCGGCGGCCUUUGGCAACUGCAACCGCGCCCAGCCCGUCGUCACGUGGCCCACGUCGCAGCCGCUGAGCAAGUUUCAGACGUUUGCCAACGGCCAGCUCUGCGCCGGCAGCGACGGCAACUCGACGACCGCGCCCAAGACUAAGCCGGCCGUCACGACGACCAAGCCCGCUCCGACGACGGCGGUGGCCACGCCGGCCCCCAGCAGUGCCAGCCUCGCCUCGAUCGCCGUCUCGGUCACGGCCGUGGCCGCGGUCGCGGCGCUUCUGUAA